AGUAACAAUUCAUUGGCCUUUGGCUGUUCUGUACUUUGGUCAAGCCUAUCGUGACAUGUUUUACAAUAUCUUAUAAAUGUUGAUAACUAAUGCAUGUUUUAAGUUGCGAUAUGAUCAAAUUUAUGCGCAAUGCUUAUAGAUAUAAAGGUGCAUUUCAGUAUUUACAUAAGAAUUACAGUCACUGUUUUUACAGGUUUUCUGAAACGCAAACAGAAUGUUCCAGUUAUAUGUUCUAUUAACCAUAGUAAUAUUCGCUGAAGCAACCGUUGACAAAAGGAGGCAUGUUGUUACUCACGUCGAUACCGAGGUUAAAAUUCAAUUACAUAUUUCCGACGUCCUCGACGACUUCUCCGAAAAAUUGAAUGACAAAUCAACCGACGAGUUUCAGAGAAAAGCAAGCCAAUUUUGUUCAAAACUCGAAAAAGUAUUCCAUGGAGACCUCCCUGUCAUUACUUCUGGAUCAGAACUAUUGAAGUUUGAGAAGUGUGUUGUCGACAAAUUUGACGUGAAAACCUCAACUGUCGAUUUUUACCUUUAUUUCACGGGAAGAUACGACGAAAAGUUAGUACCAGCCAUUUAUAAUGCAAUACGUAAAAAUCGUGAUAGGUCAGCAAAGCCUUCUCACAAAGGCAAAGGGGUUAUCGGCAUUGGUGGACUUUAUUUUUAUCAAUUUGAUAUCGUGUCUAUUACUGUAUGGGUGAACACACAUGACAUUGAAAAUGACGAUGACCGCUUUGAUCGACGAUCUUCUUUAGAGACAAGAAUACUCGAAAUACUUCUUGACAGCCAAAUCGGCAAGGCAGUUGCCAGGAGAAACAUGGAUCACAAUAGCAGCGAACGAAUGCUUUACGAACGAAUACCAGUGCAGAAAAUCAAUGAAAAACUUCAAAGAUUGAUGAAGAUUGAACAAGACACCGUCACAAAUACAGAAAACAGAGGCUACAUCUAUGAUACAUUUGCUUUGCAAUAAACUGUCCAAUAUAACGAGAAAGGAAGAUGAAAAAGCGUUCAUUAUAUGUUUAUUUCUUGACUGUUUCUUUAUCAUUGACAUGCACAAAAUGUAUACAGCUUAUGAAAAUAAUAAAUUUGAUGUCAG
This is a messenger RNA of Mytilus californianus (California mussel), 1096 nucleotides long. RefSeq lists its product as uncharacterized. The coding region runs from base 215 to 970 and encodes 251 amino acids. Lineage: Eukaryota; Metazoa; Mollusca; Bivalvia; Mytilida; Mytilidae. The transcript is spliced from 6 exons. The record is from RefSeq and is a predicted model, not a curated record.